Candidozyma duobushaemuli is the source of this 2520-nucleotide messenger RNA. RefSeq lists its product as uncharacterized. Gene Ontology annotation, molecular function: zinc ion binding; RNA polymerase II cis-regulatory region sequence-specific DNA binding; DNA-binding transcription activator activity, RNA polymerase II-specific. Gene Ontology annotation, cellular component: nucleus. The record is from RefSeq and is a predicted model, not a curated record. The transcript has a single exon. Bases 1 to 2520 code for a protein of 839 amino acids. Gene Ontology annotation, biological process: regulation of transcription by RNA polymerase II; DNA-templated transcription. Lineage: Eukaryota; Fungi; Ascomycota; Pichiomycetes; Serinales; Metschnikowiaceae.
AUGGAACCCCGAAAACGCCGCAGAACCACCAUCGUCUGCAACAUCUGCAAGGCACGGAAGGUCCGCUGCGACCGGAACAUCCCGUGUAAUUCGUGUGUAAAACACAGAACGGCCCAUUUGUGUUCCUACAACGACGACUUUCCCGAGGAUGAAAAACCCGUCAAGGCCGAGCUGCCGCCUCCUCAGAUCCAGCAGGAACAGACCGUGUAUCUAGCGCCGGUCCAUGCGGCAAGACUUCUCUCGAAUUUCGCCGAUUACGCCUCGGUGGUUGGCGUGAAUCCUUUGAACGGUCCGCUGGAGAAAAUCUCCUUUUUUCUGGACUACUCGUCCAUGAGCUACGAUCCCGUGACGAAAGAGGAAAUGAACCACGGCCCGUUUCUGUGGCACUCCAUUGUCCGGGUAGACCCGGCGCUAGCGGAUGUGUGGAACUUCAUCUUGGAUAUCAAGCCCACCAAGAGGGUGAAAGUGCCCAGUGUUUAUACGAAAACGGUGGUUCGGGACAACGCUCCAGUGCAGGUUUUGGACAAGAUUCGGCAGCAUUCGGAGCAGCGGUUCGAUCCGGCCAAUGCCAAACUACGGCUGCAAAACAUCCCCUUGGGGUUGACAUUCAAAGACAUAUUCAAGGACAAAACGGAUGCUUCUCACGAAGAACGCCUCAUGGCGAUUCUCCCGUCAAAACGUGUUGUGUGGACCCACAUCGACCGUUUUUUCCACUUCAUCUACCCGUUCUUCCCUUUUCUAGAUGAGGUGCACUUCAGAUCCAACCUCGAACGCAUUUUGGGGCCUCUUUCGUACCACGACGAGCCGGUUUCGUCGGUCAACGUAGAGAGCCGAAUCGACCUUACAACUAUAGGCAUUUUGUGUUUGGUGCUUCGAAUGAGCUAUCUUUCGCUUAUAUCCAACGAAGUGCUGGAAAACACCGAUGUGCUGAAAAGAACCGACGAUAAAGAGGGCCACUUGCUUCUGUGCCCGAUCGGUAUCGAAUUUGUCGAUUUUUCCCGUUUCUGUCUCAACCAGUACCAGGUCUCCAAUAGAGCCUCUCUAGGUGUGGUGCAGUUGGUGGUCUAUAUGAGAAUUUACAUGGAAGUUGCUCCAGAGGACCCUGACGGACCAGGCCGUGAUCUGCACCAGGUGAACAACGGUGUGCUUUUACAAUUGGCCUAUCUGAUAGGCCUCAACAGAGAACCCGAUAAAAUGAUGGAUACCUUGAACAACGCCAGACUCAACAACGUCAGAAGAAAACUCUGGAUGUUUGUCACCCACAAGGACUACCUUAAUUCGGUGAAAUUUGGCACGCCAUUCACGUCGCUGGCUUAUUUCAGCGAUACAAAAUUUCCAUUCCUAGAUUCAUCAAACUCCAACGGUCCUCAGGAUACCAUAGUCGAAGCCUCCAUUCGUCCGCUAGACAAGAUUAUGCCACUAAUCAAGGAGUGCCUCAAGAAAAUUCUCUUUAUCAACCAGGAAACCUCAAUCGCUGAAUUCAUCACCAGCUUAAACCAGCUUGAAGUGUGUCUCCACGAACACUACGGAACUUUGAGAGAUUUCCACGAGUCCUUCCACAAAACAGACCCCAAAUCGCUAGCACACUUGUUACAGCUCCAGUACUACAUCCCCAUCCAGAUCUUCAUCGUCCUGUGCUACUUCCGCUUGUUCCUUCUCUAUGAGAACCAGAUAUCCACCCACUUGGCCUUUUUCUACCUCAAGAAGAUGUUUGUGAUUUUGGCUGAAGAAAACAUUCCCUUUGCUGCCACUCUCCUCGAAAAACCACAUCCGUACUUCCGCUACGCUUACCAGUUUGUCAUGAAUCCUCAUUUGGAGUAUCUCUUGCACAAAUCCGUUGGUUUCUUUGCAGCCAUUAUUUCCCGACUCGGCUACCAGAUCGUGGAGACACCGAAAACAGAAUACUUCCUUCCGCAUCUCAAGGUGCUCAUGCGGUCCCUCUCCCGAUGCUGCAAAGUGUGUCUUUUGGGUAUUCACAAGAUCAACCACAGAUACUGCUAUGCGUGGAGAAUUGGCACCACCUUCACAUACAUCAUCAGAGUCCUAGCCAGUGAAGGUUACUACAAACGCCAUUUCAACAGGAACUCCGAUCUUGUGGUGCCAAAAUUGCAAUUCUCCAAUGACCAGGUUAUUGACCUCAUUCGUGUGCUCCAGACACCCAUCUACAAUGUGGAUCUUUCGCUUUUUGAGGUGUACUGGAGAACAGUUGCCGAUCUUAUCAAGCUCGGCCAAAGUGAAGAAAAAGACGGUUUGAGCAGCUCUCUCUUCAACCCGCUCAACAGUAAAAUUGUAUUCAUUGGAGAGCCUGAAAAUCUCCUGGGAAUUGGAAUCAACGAUGACAGGUUCCCACUGCCUCCAGACGAAAUGCCGCCAGAGAACUUCUUCCCACAUUUUGAUUUCCAGUCGAAUUUGACGGAUGUCAUGGGCACGUUUUUCGAAGGACCAGAGUCGUAUUUUGACUCUUUCAGCAGUAUCCCUAUGAACCAGGUUUUGGACGAUUAUGGCACCGGGAGGUUUUAG